AAGCCUCGAGCGCAAUAUCGAAACACCGACCUUCCUGAACAAGUCCAAACAGACCACCGUUGGGCUAAAAAAUUCCUUCCAACAAUGAUGUUGUGGGCUGGCAGCCAAGAAUCCCUCUGGAGCAUCCCAGAUGAAACUCUACUGACACAUAUCCAAAUUGCAUUUCAGGCAGUCUACCUGGAGCUUAACCUUGUCAUUGUUCAGAACGAUGUCUACAACACCUCCUUACUACUUAUCUGUUCUGACUCACAGACUGUCCAACGGCUUUCCGAGUGGCGGAGCAACUUCGGCUCUACGGCCAUUGCAAUCAUCUUUGAUUUUCUGACGAGCAACAAUGACUGUGACCCAGAGGUUCUUGCAGGGCUCCUCUUGAAGAAUUUCGCCUUCAUCUUCAAGGACAUGGACAAGCGCGAGCCUGACAGGGCGUUCCACUCUGCAUUUAUGCUGCAGCUCCUUGGAAAGGCCCACCUUAGCACCAUUAAUGGCCAUGCUACCAUUCCCACGUUGAAAACCAAGGACCUUGCAACAAAAGGGAUCGCUGGUGUUAUUGUAUUUUGUGCUACAGCGGUCUGUUCAUUUUCUUGUUAG
Messenger RNA from Suillus fuscotomentosus, 588 nucleotides. RefSeq lists its product as uncharacterized. The record is from RefSeq and is a predicted model, not a curated record. The annotation marks the transcript as partial. NCBI's taxonomy places the organism in Eukaryota, Fungi, Basidiomycota, Agaricomycetes, Boletales, Suillaceae. The transcript is spliced from 2 exons.